CCCCCGGGCGAGGUCAUCCAGCCCCUGCCAAUCCAGGCGUCCAGGACCCGGCGGAACAUCGACGCCAGCCACUGAUGGACGACGCAGAGGGCGAGCAGUACAUGGACUAUGCGGACGGCAUGGAGGAGAUCUUCGGCUCGCUCAACUCCCUGAAGCUGGAGAUUGAGCAGAUGAAGCGGCCGCUGGCACGCGCAGACCCCCCGCGCCACUGCAAAGACCUCCAGCUCUGCCACCCCGACUUCCCCGAUGGCGAAUACUGGGUGGAUCCGAACCAAGGCUGCUCCCGGGACUCCUUCAAGGUCUACUGGCAACUUCACGGCCGGGGGCUCGACGUGCGUCUUCCCCGACAAGAAGUCCGAGGGGGCCAGAAUCACUUCUUGGCCCAAAGAAAACCCGGGUUCCUGGUUCAGUGAGUUCAAGCGUGGCAAACUGCUCUCCUACGUGGACGCCGAGGGCAACCCUGUGGGCGUGGUCCAGAUGACCUUCCUGCGGCUGCUCAGUGCCUCCGCCCACCAGAACAUCACCUACAACUGCUACCAGUCGGUGGCCUGGCAGGACGCCGCCACGGGCAGCUACGACAAGGCCAUGCGCUUCCUGGGCUCCAACGACGAGGAGAUGUCGUAUGACAACAGCCCCUACAUCCGCGCCCUGGUGGACGGCUGUGCCACGAAGAAAGGGUAUCAGAAGACGGUUCUGGAGAUCGACACGCCCAAGGUGGAGCAGGUGCCCAUCGUCGACAUUAUGUUCAACGACUUCGGGGAAGCGUCACAGAAAUUCGGAUUUGAAGUGGGGCCGGCUUGCUUCCUGGGCUAGGAGCCGCGAGCCCGGCCCCAAGAGCAACCUCGUGACCUCAGCGCGCCGCCUGCGGGCGUCCGGACAGUGAGGGCCCCUCGCCCCUCGCCCCGCGCCGGGCCCGCCCCCGCACGAGAGCAAAGGGAAAGAGCCGCGUCCGCGCCCCCACCCUGGAGCCGAAUCACAUGACCUAGACGCCCUGCAGCCGCCCGCUUCCGGCAGCCCCGUCCCUGCGACGCCGCGCUCCCUGGGCAGGGAGCGGGGCCCACGGGCCUUGCCCCCAGCCCGUGGAUGGUCUUCACGGAGAGGGGCAGGGCUGCCGUAUUUGGAGAUCACUCCUUAAAAAAAAUAAAAUCAACUUGAAGAUGUGUAUUUUCCCCUGACCUUCAAACCUUGUUCCGAGGCCAGCCUUGUACAGGUCACCCCGCCCUCCAGAGCCUCCGUUUUUAACAAGAUCCAUUCACAGGCCAAAUGGCAUCCUGUGUGUGCCUUUGCGAUGGAUUAAAGGUGCUUCUGUUUCUGUGAGUUUUAAGUAAAUAUCUGUAUCGUAUUGUCAUACAUGCUCAGUGUCCCUGACUUUCAGUCAUGCCUGUGAACCCCCGCAGUCCCCCUGGGACCCCCGCCCGCUCCAGGACGCGUGAUGAAUUGGGAAUUUGCCAAAGGCAGCCAGCAUUCACUCUGCCGUCGCCAAGCAGGUGCCAGUGCCCCUUUCAGACAAGCCUUUGAUUAGCUCUGGAUUUUUUUUUAAACGGAGAGAGAAAGAAAAAAGGAUUUUAUACUCUGUCUUCUCCACAUGCACUUAGGCUUAAAUUAAUUUUAAUUGCUUCCUUUUUCCAUGUUUCUUCCUGCAGAGCCUGAUGGGAGAAUGUCCAGGGCAGGGAAACCGCAUUUUCUGUCGAUGAUAAUUCAAUGAAAAUUGGUGCUUAUGUUUACACUCUUUUGUGGUGCUAUGUGUUAAGAUCUCCUUGAAGGUGACCCUGGGGCUGCCCGCUGGGCCUCGUUCCCCAUCUCUCUCCCUCCUGGCUCUCGCCGCCACCAUCUAGGUUUUUGCCACCUGCCCUCCGGUAGCCCUGCCCUCCUCCCAGACAGCAGCGACGCCGCUCCAGGCGGGGUACCACUCUUAGGCUGUGCGUCUGUGAUCGGAAGACACACACACAACACGCGGACGCGUCCCGCGUGACCCACAGUGAAACGAUGGCAGAUCGUAUUCAGUUGCCGAAUGUUUGUGGUGCUAACUUCUGCAUUGUCGUUGUUGUUGUUUGCAAGAACUGAGUUGAGGCAGCACGUGGCCUUCAGCGGGGCUGCCCUCCGUGUGGCCUCGGCAGACAGACAAAUGUGCAAUGAACUCAGUGAGUCCCGCCGGGGUCGCCAGCUGUGCCUUAUCCCCGUGCAAGCAAUUUGGACUUCCUUCUGCAAAUGUGUUGGGCGUGGGUCUCAGCUGCUUGGGUGCUCGGGCCAGCCAGGCUCCGUCCGGCACUGGCCCUCCUCACCGCGCGAGGGCGAGGACUUGCUGGGCUGGCAGGAAAGGCGAUCCCUUUACUGUGAAAAGCUGCCCUCGUGCAAUGCCCUUUCCUGCCAGGAUGGGAGAAGCGAGACGGGCCCUCGGGCCCUGUGCAGCCCCCUCAGGAGGAGUUGUGACAGGUCCCAGCCCUGGUGCUGUUCUCCGCCCACCCUGCCCCAUCGGACCAUGGUUCCAGCUUAGGAAACUGCAGCAGAGCAUCCCAGGAGUAACAACACCCACCACCACCACCACCACGAAGAGGUUCCCAAAUCCCCUAGAAAUUGAGUCUUGCUCUUGCCAAAGAAAAGUCUGGCUUUGAGAUUCUUCCGCACCCAGGAUGCCAGCGUCCGUGCCUUCAUCUCUUCAAAGGAAAAGCCAUAUCGGGUCGUUGCCACAGGGCGCCCUGUGGGCUUUGUCUAGGUCAUGUGAUUCCAUUUUGAUUUCUCAUCCCACCAAGUUCUCCUGUCAAUCUGUCCUCCGUUGGCCCCUUCAAAGCUGUUGUAAUUUGUACUGAGUCAAAACAUGUCCCGUUCUCCCCAGACCACUCAGCUAUGAUAUAUUGCAAUAAAAAUACUUCUUAUAUUUGCAGAAA
This is a messenger RNA of Capra hircus (goat), 2885 nucleotides long. Its product is annotated as collagen alpha-1(V) chain-like. Lineage: Eukaryota; Metazoa; Chordata; Mammalia; Artiodactyla; Bovidae. Gene Ontology annotation, cellular component: cytoplasm; nucleus. The transcript is spliced from 5 exons. The record is from RefSeq and is a predicted model, not a curated record. The coding region runs from base 247 to 813 and encodes 188 amino acids. Gene Ontology annotation, molecular function: extracellular matrix structural constituent. Gene Ontology annotation, biological process: translational elongation.